Cuscuta epithymum is the source of this 4211-nucleotide messenger RNA. The record is from the annotation of a GenBank genome assembly. Lineage: Eukaryota; Viridiplantae; Streptophyta; Magnoliopsida; Solanales; Convolvulaceae.
UGGAAGACUAAUGACUAAUCUACGUUGGGCCCAACAAAAGCUUUGGUUAGUGGAAAUUUUCUCUGGCUAAAACCAGACACAGUAGAUCUGGUUGUGCCGUAACGACCACCGUACGGAGAUGGCUUUUUCCUCCCGCCGCGGAGGGUGGUGGUCUCACUAUCUCCUCCCCACCUCCAAGCCUUCAAUGAAGCAGGCACGUAAAUCCCGCAAACGGACAGCCAUUAAAGACUUCCUGCUCGCCAACUUCUUCUCCAUUGGCAUCUCUCUGUGCUUUCUCUUUUUCCUGCUCAUCAUCUACAGCUAUGGCGUUCCUAAACCACUGCUCUCCUCUCACUUCCGUUCCACCCGGACCCGUUUUUCCCGAACCCGUAAGCCCGUUUACAGGAAAUCCCCAGCUGGCGAUGCCGUUUCGGGGGCUGUGGUGGAUAUAACCACCAAGGGUCUAUAUGACAAGAUUCAAUUCCUUGAUGAGGAUGGUGGUGCUUGGAAGCAAGGUUGGAAGGUAACUUACAAGGGAAAUGAAUGGGAUUCGGAGAAAUUAAAGAUUUUUGUUGUUCCACAUUCGCAUAAUGACCCAGGUUGGAUUUACACAGUUGAGGAGUAUUAUAAUCGACAGUCCAGGCACAUUCUUGACACCAUUGUUGAAACACUUUCGAAGGAUGCUCGCCGCAAGUUUAUAUGGGAGGAAAUGUCUUAUUUGGAGAGAUGGUGGAGGGAUGCAUCAGCUGCAAAUAAAGAAUCCUUCAUCAGUUUAGUACAGAAUGGACAACUAGAAAUCGUAGGUGGUGGUUGGGUGAUGAAUGAUGAGGCUAAUUCACACUACUUUGCAAUCAUAGAACAGAUGAUGCCAACUGGAGAAUUAGAUAGAGAUUUAUAUGGGGCCCAAAAUGUUGCAGUUCUCAUUUACUGAGUUGAAAAUUGUGACGUUGUUGCAUAAUGUAUAUCAUCUCAUUCUAGUUUCCAUAAUAUGCUUUAAGUAAAUCGUUCUUUUUAACUUUUUAUUCAUAUUUAAUAAUUUGUAAACCCAGCGAAACAGCUGGGAUUUCUUAAUAACUAUAUAUGUACUUAAGCAUGCAUAUCACAUGCUGUCCCUAUAAGCUGUGCUAAGGAUCUUGUUUUCUGAAUCUAUUACCAGAUAACAGAGGGUAAUUUAUGGCUUAAUGAAACUUGCGGUGUUGUUCCAAAAAAUUCGUGGGUGAUAGAUCCUUUCGGAUACUCUCCAACAAUGGCAUACCUUUUUCGUCGUAUGGGUUUCGAGAAUAUGCUCAUACAGAGGACACAUUAUGAAUUGAAGAAGGAACUGGCUUUGUACAGAAAUUUAGAAUUCGUAUGGCGGCAGAGCUGGGAUGCUGAAGAAACAACUGACAUGUUUGUUCAUAUGAUGCCCUUUUAUUCAUAUGAUAUUCCACAUACUUGCGGGCCUGAGCCUGCAAUAUGCUGUCAAUUUGACUUUGCUAGAACCUAUGGCUUUACGUAUGAGCGCUGCCCUUGGGGAGAAUAUCCACAGGAGACCACACCAGAAAAUGUUAAAGAAAGAGCACUAAAGCUGCUGGAUCAAUACAGAAAGAAAUCAACACUAUAUCGCACAAAUACUCUUCUUAUUCCCCUCGGAGAUGAUUUCCGCUAUGUCACCGUUGAUGAGGCUGAAGCUCAGUUCAGGAAUUAUCAGCUUUUGCUUGAUUAUAUCAAUUCUGAUCCGGACUUGAAUGCAGAAGCAAAAUUCGGUACCUUGGAAGAUUAUUUCCGGACUCUUCGUGAAGAGGCUGAUAGGGUAAAUUACUCCCGUCCAAAUGAGAUUGGGUCUAUUGAGAUUGGUGGGUUUCCUUCUCUUUCAGGCGAUUUCUUCACAUAUGCUGACAGACAGCAAGAUUACUGGAGUGGUUAUUAUGUUUCUCGACCUUUCUUCAAGGCUGUUGAUCGUGUGUUGGAGCAGACCCUCCGCGGUGCUGAAAUGAUGAUGGCUUUCCUAUUAGGUCAUUGUCAGAAACCACAAUGUGAGCGGUUACCUACCGGAUUUGCCUAUAAGUUAGCAGCGGCUAGGAGGAACCUAGCGCUGUUCCAACAUCAUGAUGGGGUUACUGGUACAGCUAAGGACCACGUAGUUAAUGAUUAUGGGGUGAGAAUGCACAUAGCUUUGCAAGAUCUUCAAAUUUUCAUGUCAAAGGCCAUAGAGGUGUUGCUUGGGAUUCGCCACGAAAAGAAUGAACAGAACCCAUCUCAGUUUGAGCCUGCACAAGUGAGAUCUAAAUACGAUGCUCAGCCAGUGCAUAAAGCCAUGGCUGCUCAUGAAGGGACAGUCCAGACUGUGGUGAUAUUCAAUCCACUAGAGCAGACAAGACAUGAGGUUGUGAUGGUAAUUGUUGACAGACCGGAGGUGACAAUCCUGGACUCAAAUUGGACAUGUGUGAGAAGCCAGAUAUCUCCAGAGAUGCAACAACACUACAGCAGCAAGGAGGAUGAAACAUUAUUCUCUGGUAGACAUCGUGUAUACUGGAAAGCUUCGGUCCCCCCGUUAGGGUUGCAAACUUAUUAUGUCGCUAAUGGGUUUGCCGGUUGUGAAAAGGCCAUACCAACAGAGGUCAAAUGGUUUGUGCCUUCUUCCAAUAUUUCUUGCCCCAAACCAUAUACUUGCUCAAGAAUGGAGGGUGAAGAAGCAAUAAUCAGUAAUCGGCAUCAGACGUUGACAUUUAGCAUGAAGGAAGGAUUGUUACAGAGAGUUAGUCAUACCAAUGGCCGCCAUAAUGUUGUUAUUGGGGAGGAAAUAAGUAUGUACUCUAGCACUGAGAGUGGAGCUUACCUAUUCAAACCAAACGGCGAUGCUCAGCCCAUUUUUGUAGCCGGUGGGUCGAUGGUUAUCUCGGCGGGCCACUUGGUGCAGGAAGCUUACUCAUUCCCAAAGACACAAUGGGACAAAGCUCCAAUUUCCCAUAGCACCCGCAUAUAUGAUUAUGGUGGUGGUGACAGUUCCUCGAUACAAGGAAAUGUCAUCGAGAAGGAGUACCAUGUGGAGCUUCUUGGCAGUGAUUUUAACAACAAAGAACUUAUAGCUAGGUACAGAACUGAUAUUGACAACCAAAGGGUUUUCUAUUCUGAUUUAAAUGGGUUCCAAAUGAGCCGUAGAGAGACGUAUGACAAGAUCCCUGUUCAAGGGAACUAUUAUCCAAUGCCAUCUCUUGCUUUUAUGCAGGGAUCGGAUGGUAGACGCUUCUCCGUCCACACCCGGCAGUCCCUAGGUGUGGCAAGCCUUAGAGAUGGAUGGUUAGAGAUAAUGCUGGACCGGCGAUUGGUGAGGGAUGAUGGGCGUGGUCUUGGACAGGGGGUGAUGGACAAUCGGCCAAUGAAUGUUGUGUUCAACAUCCUUGUAGAGUCUUCUUCGAACGCUUCAAUAGCUCCUGCAAUUACUAAUCAUCACCCUCUAAGCCCUUCCCUUUUAUCUCAUCUCAUAAAUUCCCACUUAAACUACCCCCUCAACACAUUUGUAGCCAAGAAAGCACAUGAAAUCUCUGUACAGCCUCCCCCAAGAUCCUUCUCUCCACUGGCAUCCAACCUUCCAUGUGACUUGCACAUCCUAAGUUUCAAGGUUCCUCGCCCUCUAAAAUAUUCCCAGCAGCCCCCACUUGAGGAAGAGCCUAAGUUUGUUCUCGUCUUCCAGCGGCGGCAUUGGGACUCCUCGUAUUGUCGGAAGGGUGGCAGGUCUGAUUGCUCAAGUGUGGCUGAUGUGCCAGUUAACCUAUUUGACAUGUUCAAGGGUCUUACCGUUUCGAAUGCAAAGCCCACAUCUUUGAAUCUGUUGCAUGAAGACACAGAGAUGCUUGGUUAUAAGGGGCAUUUUGCAGAUGGUGCCCGUGAAGGUCAUGUCCUCAUCUCUCCCAUGGAAAUACAGGCUUACAAAUUACACCUACGACCAAAUUAGCCAGAGAGUAAUUUUUGAAAAUUUCUUUGAUCAAAGUGCUUUUCUUCUUAAGGAGGUUCAGAGGUACUCUUCAUGAUAGAGACCAAGGUGUUUGCUGACUGGAGUCCAGGUGGUGAGAAAGUUUCCUCUGGUGGCAAAGACAGACUUUUGAACCUAUGUAUGGGGUUAACAUGUUGUAUUUAUAUGUCACACAAUCUCACCGAUAAAAUUUUGGUCCUGUUGGGUUACGGUUUGAAUCUAAAGGUCUUAUAGUGUGAGCACAAGCAAAUUAGUCCUAUCUCCUUCCAUAAGAAAAAAG